AUGGGAGACGUGCAUAGCAGGAGAAGUCCUCCAUUACCCUCGCCAACGGAAACUGUGUCACCCGUCGCCGUACCUCAGCUUCCCCACCUGCAGCCGACCCAGUUGUCGAGCUAUCAAAUCGCCGAUCAUGACCAUGCAAGCAAUUUAUCGAUGGACAGUAUCGUGGACAGCGUGGAUGGCCCAUUGAAAGCGGGCCCCCGAAUGCCUCGUUUUUCACGGGGAGACUCUGGAGAUCAGUUUAAUGGCCUGACACCAAUCACGGAGGAUUCACGACCGGACAACGAACAGCAGGAAGACCAGGCACGGAGCUCGCAAACAUUGAAGGAAUUGCGCAGGCAGAUGGAGGAGUUACUCGUUUAUCAACAAAUGCAGCAACAUCACACUGAUUCCGCGGCCCCAAAUCAAAUCGCACUCGGCCAUUCAAAUGAAACACCGAAGAAACGUCGGCUUUUUAACGCCCCCACGGAGAUCUCACCCACGAUUGUGCAGCCGUCCUCGGGCUCGAUCGGAUCAGGAGGGACGAUCAAAGCAGACGACAGCCAAGGCACAUCCUCUACGGAUCAGACAGUCUUUCAAACGCCCUCCUAUCCGUUUCCAAGGGUCCAAAAUCAAAACACACAACCGGAAUACGAGCAAUCAGGGCGCCAGGGACAAUUUCGGUUGAAGCUUCCUUCGGAGAGGCUUCGAUCAUCAACACCCGGAUCGCAAACUUCGGAGGACCACCAGGCUGCUUCUAUACCCUAUAGCGCCCAACCUGCAUUUCUUCCGCCCCAAAGCUGUCAUCCCGCUGAUGAUUCGGAAUACCCGACUCCCAGCCUAUACGAUUUAACGCUCAAGUUGAAUGCUGACCCGGGACUGGAAGCUUGGUGGUCGAACCUGAUCGAACUGUUGCAAUCCAACUACGGCGCAGAGCGCGUAUCACUGGCUGUCCCAGGAGAUUUAACAGAUCUAGAAAACGUGCCUUGGGGCCAGAAAGCAAUCUUUAAUCAGAAUGUUACCUCCGUGCCUGAGGAUACACCGUCGUAUACGAUUCCUGAAGCCACGUUGUCGGACUCUACGAUUGACGCCCGGACAUAUCAUGAUGAAGGAUGCCACGAUCGAAGUUCAGAAUUGGCUCCUAGCUUGAAGAGUCCUGCGUCAUCGCGGCCACCUUUGAAAUCACGCCACUCUUUUGCUGGAUUUGGGUAUGGCAAGAGGCCCACUCAAAUGUCAGAAUUAGACCGCCAUCAGCAGACUCCAAAGGCGUCCGUCAAGUCGGAGAAAAAGCAGGCUCGCAUUGUAGGAACCUCCAGAUGGGUGGAGGCGAUGACAGCUUCGAGCAGCCGGAGGCAACCGACCACUCAUUCUGAAGCGAACGAGCCUCGGAAUCCAGCGGCCUCUCCGUUGAGACAAGCCGUCUUCCCAAUCCCGAGGCCAUUGGAAGUAGAAUCGGACCCUUUGGUUAAGCGGGCUGGUGUGGUCAAGCUCUUCGGACGGAUUAACCCUGUCGUUCUGACUCGCGACUACUCCACGGAUGCGAUUGAUAAGCAAGCGGGUGGUAAUAAUGUGCCUCGGAGUCCGAACGAGACCAUUCAGAGGACCCCCAAUGCAGAUGGUCCCCAUACGACCGCUGAUCAUGGGCAUAGUGCACCUCUAACCAGCCUAGGCGCAGCUGGACUGCGACACUAUGACGAAUACGAGCAGUUUCCACAGUCUCCAUGGUCUCAAUCCCCGGCUCCUUCACCAGCCCCUCGAACGCAUGCAGACCAGAAUCCUUUCUUUACGUGUCACACGGUCGAUGAAAGCGCUUUCUCGAAGAACCCGCCUCACCACGACUACUCCAACUCGCAAUCAUUAGAGGCCAUUGGGAUCGAUCAUUCGAAAACGGUCAUCCAUAUUCCUCUUUUACAUGGUGGCCAUGCCAACCAAGCCACUAACUCGACUUUGCGAUUUCCGGUCGCCAUCAUUUCUAUGCUCUCUACAAUUGUGCCAUUUCCGCCUAAUCUCCGCCAAUCUCUUGCACAUCUCAUGCCGCACCUCACAACAUCCUUCUGCCUUGCACAACAAUAUAGUCAGCUGGAGCGACAGUUGACAUCUAAAGUGGACACACCUCGGUACGGACAUCUUCUUGGACUCGGUGGUACUUUCUCGGACGCGAGCAGUGAAUUGGAGCUCGUGGCGGGUCUUAGUGGUCAUGUGAGCUACUCAGUCGGCGAUGACAGCUCCAUGUCCGCGCAAGCUAGUAUUACUAGUCCCAGUGAUCGAUCAUCGAAUAAAUUUAGUCCAGCCAUAUCAAGCCUCGGGACGCCCGGGUUUGAAUUUGGUCAGGUGGCGCUGAACUCGGCGACUCAAUCUCCAGCCCUGGUUUCUCGCUCUGGAGACGCCACGGACAGUUAUUUCAAUGUCCAACAUACCAGGGCCGCUCGUGACAAUAUUCCAUCUCAGCGAUCCCGUCUUUCGAAGACAAAAUCAAGCCUCUCGUCCUCAACCCCGACAUCUCCGGGCAGGUUACCCAACAAACCCUGCGCCGGGGAAGAGGGCCACAAUGGUCAAGAUUUAGCUUCACUCGUCACAUCUCCAUUACAGGAAGUGCGACCGCCAAAUGUCCUGUCUCCAACCCAGCAGUCAUCGCGGCAAGGGUCAACAAAUUCCUUUUAUGCUCAACUUCAGCGGGACAUGCCCCGUCCUUUCUCGGACACGAUUGCGCAGUUAAUGCUCAAUUCCGUUCCUCUCCAUCUCUUCCUGGCCAAGCCCCAGAGUGGCGAAGUCAUCUGGACCAACGCUAAAUUUGAUGCCUAUCGGAGGAGUAAACCCCAGGAACAGCGAGUACGGGACCCUUGGCAGAAUAUUCACAGCAGCGAGCGAGAUCAAGUGUCUAGCGAGUGGUCAAAUGCCUUGCGUACAGGCUCUCAGUUCACUGAGCGAGUUCGCGUGAGACGGUUCAAUGACGAGACUGCCUAUCGGUGGUUCAUCUUCCGAGCGAAUCCUUUGUUGUCAUCAACAGGUGAGGUCCUCUACUGGAUCGGCUCCUUCCUUGACAUUCAUGAACAGCACAUUUCGGAGUUGAAGGCCACCCAAGAAAGGGAGAAAUUUGCUACAGACGCGAAAUACCGAGCAUUCUCCAAUUCAAUUCCACAAGUUGUCUUCGAAGCCACGGAGAACCGGGGAUUGAUAUUCGUCAACGAGCAGUGGAACCUGUAUACAGGUCAAAGUCUAGAGGAGGCUCUUAACCUUGGAUUCUCGAAGCAUGUUCACCCCAAUGAUCUUGAGAAAUGUGGUGGACUUGCAAUGCAAACGAACCAAUCGACUUCAAACGAAGAAGCCAAAUCAACGACCGACAGUGGACAAGGAGGAUCAUCAUCAGAAAGUCAUGGGGUUUCAUCUGCGCUCGACGAACUUGUGAGACGCGGUGUCGCUUCUUUGCAAAAGGAUGAGAAUGGACGUGUUUUCUAUUCUACCGAGAUUCGCCUACGGUCUAGAGGUGGUGACUUCCGAUGGCAUCUUGUGCGCCUAGUCCGAGUUGAGACAGGCAGUUUCGGCAGCGAGGAAGCCUCAUGGUACGGCACGUGUACUGACAUCAACGACCGGAAGAAUCUUGAGCGGGAGCUGAACAAGGCAAUGACCCAACUCAAUAGUCAGAUGGAGUCCAAGACGAAGUUCUUCAGCAACAUGUCUCACGAAAUUCGAACGCCUCUUAAUGGUAUCCUUGGCACCAUUCCAUUCAUUCUGGAUACGCAACUUGACACCGACCAACGGCGAAUGCUUGAUACUAUCCAAAAUAGUUCUACAAACCUUCGGGAAUUGGUUGACAAUAUUUUGGAUGUCUCUCGCGUUGAAGCUGGCAAAAUGUCGAUGGUCAAUUCCUGGUUCCACGUUCGGUCCAUGAUUGAGGAUGUGAUUGAUACGGUGGCUUCCCGAGCCAUCGACAAGGGCCUGGAGAUCAACUAUUUGAUGGAGGCGGAUGUUCCAUCAAUGGUGAUUGGUGAUCGGUUCCGAAUUCGUCAAGUGCUGAUCAACUUGGUUGGUAAUGCUGUCAAAUUCACUGCACACGGCGAAGUCUACAUCUCCUGCAAUCUUUCCCAUGAAUCAUCGGCGAAACUCAAGAAUACCGAGGCAUUUUUGAAUUUCGACGUCGUGGAUACUGGCAAAGGAUUCAGCUCACAGGAUGCAGAACGUCUCAUGCAAAGAUUUAGUCAACUUGGUGAAAAUGGUUCACAACAACAUGCCGGCAGCGGGUUGGGCUUGUUCUUGUCGAAGCAACUUGUCGAGAUGCACGGCGGCAAGCUCACCCCGAGCAGCAAAGAGGGCCAGGGUGCCCAAUUUUCCUUCAACAUUAAGGUCGAUGCUCCUCCGCCUCCAUCACCUUCCGAGCGGCCCUCGCUACUUCGUCAGGCCUCCACGGUCUCGAGACGACCGGCAACAUCUAGGACGACAUCCUAUGACCAAAGUAGUUCAUUGGCCCCGAAUCCUGUGCUGAAUUUCGCAACCCUCUCGCCUGGACUCGAGUCGCCGGAAUAUGAUCUUGGAUCAAAAGGCCUCUACCCGUUGUCUGCCGCAUCAUCUGCCUUGCCCACGCCAGAUCUUUCUACAGCGCACGCGCCACCUGUUGUUCCUUCAAGCGUUCAGCCUCAGACCAAUUCCAAGGACGGGGCAACUAGUGCACCGGUUCGCCUGACACAGCCACCUCCUCACGGCUCUUCAUCUCCAAGCAGACUCUCGAUUCUAUCACCACCCGCGUCUCCGCAGGGUCCUUUCUCCAUCAUCAUCCUAUGUCCCCUGGACAACGCUCGCAAAGCCACCAAGCAACAUAUUGAACAAGUUGUUCCAUAUGAAAUUCCGUUCACAAUUACGACUCUAUCGGAUAUUGACGAGUGGAAGGACAUGAUGCAGCCCGGCUCUAGGACUCCUUGCACCCACUUAGUUCUAAACCUGCCUGCGACUGAUGACAUCUUGGAGGUCAUUCAGCACGUGUCUGAAUCCGAACCGGGCACUGCUCCUGUUGUCGUGAUCAUCUCGGACUUGUAUCAGAAACGCCAGAUCAGCACCCGCGUCAAGGAGUUGGCCGCAACGGGGAAGAAAGUCUUUAUCGUGCCGAAACCCGUCAAACCCUCAGCCUUCUCCACCAUCUUUGAUCCAGAUAGCAAACGCGAACUGAGCAAAGAUCGCAAUCAGGACAUGGCGCGAGAAAUCAACCACAACUUCAAGACCGUGUCCAAGAUGGUCAAGGAGGUGCUUGGCAACAAGGGUUAUCGGAUCUUGCUUGUUGAGGAUGACGAAACCAAUCGUGAUGUCAUGCUGAAAUAUUUGGACAAGAUCAAGCUCAUGUCCGAAACUGCUUCUAACGGGCAAGAGUGCACUGACAUGGUGCUUUCCAAAGAACCGGGCUACUACUCUCUCAUCAUUUGCGAUAUCCAAAUGCCAAUCAAGAAUGGCUACGAUACGUGUCGAGACAUUCGUGCAUGGGAACAGAAGAACCACUAUCCUCAAAUCCCGAUCAUGGCUCUGUCGGCCAAUGCGAUGACAGAUCAAAUCGAGAAUGCUGCCCGUGCUGGUUUCAAUGACUAUGUCACGAAACCCAUCAAGCAUAACGAGCUGGGCAAAAUGAUGAUGGGGCUGCUGGACCCUAGCCGACCUCUUCAGCUCCUUCGGGAUCGCCUUAGCGGAGGAGGCGAGGUUUCUCCCUCAAACCGUCGCUAGAGACUCUAUCACCUCACCUUGACGCAACUACCGCCCUCCGUCGAUGCACGAUCACCAAUCCUUUACCUCGUGCUUUGGUGGUUCUCUUUCUUCUCUCCCCUCCUCCUGGUUCUCUCAACAUCUGAACAGUCCUUUUCUUUUUCCCUCUCCAGCAAACGAUUGGUUGAGCGGGCUUCUGGUUCUUGUUUUUCAUGAUUAUCUUACGGUGCAACUAUACGGGUUUACGGAACGGUAAAGCGCUCGCCUACGAUCUUCCUUUUUAUCGCAUCGUCCCGUCUGCCGGGCCUUGAUCAUUCCAUGCGCGCUAUCUGCAUCUGCAUUGGGCAUUGGAUCUCUGGUGCACUUUCAAGCAUCUGUUUACCUGGGUCGAGGGGCAAAGGCUAUUCUUUCUUGUAUUAUCGACUUUUUUCAUCACCGUGCCCUUGGGUGACUUUGCUUUCUGACCCUUUCGACCUCGAGUGCAUGGCGUCAAUGCCCGGAUCUGGUUGUUAUGCCUGUAUUUUUUUCUUCUUCUAUGUCUGGUCUGGGCCCUUUCUGAGCCUCGUUUUGUUUCUUUCUUCUCUUGUGAUACCAGACUACGAGCGCGUAACGAUAUGGAUCUUACUUCUAGAUCUGUAUUUGUCAAUAAUCCAACUUUUACUGUUUAUCUCCUUUCUCUUGUCUGGUUGUGUUGUGAGUCUAGAGGGAGAUUCAUAUGAUAGAGAUACCAGACUGCCUCUUCGUCUGUCAUGAAUUAAAUGUG
Penicillium subrubescens is the source of this 6418-nucleotide messenger RNA. RefSeq names its product putative sensor histidine kinase/response regulator (gene pkhB). Gene Ontology annotation, biological process: phosphorelay signal transduction system; protein autophosphorylation. Gene Ontology annotation, molecular function: histidine phosphotransfer kinase activity; phosphorelay sensor kinase activity. The transcript is spliced from 4 exons. Lineage: Eukaryota; Fungi; Ascomycota; Eurotiomycetes; Eurotiales; Aspergillaceae. The record is from RefSeq and is a predicted model, not a curated record. Bases 1 to 5676 code for a protein of 1891 amino acids.